CAUGUGUCGUCCGUUCAGUCGGGUGUCUGGACUGCGGUGACUGUCACGGACCACGGUGGACCGUGGUGGGGACGCUGCGCUCUUGCACGACAGCAAGGGUGGAUAGUGUCAUGGAGGUUCACGUAGAGAGUGAAAAUGUGCGCUACACCCCGGAGUUCAUAGAGGCGAAAUAUCAAUACCACACCACGAAAACGUCGACCGAAGGGAAUGUCAUCAAGGUGCGACCAGUGACUGUCGACUGUGAAUUCCGAACAACUCGAACUCGGCCCCGACUCGGUGUGAUGCUGGUCGGGUGGGGAGGGAACAACGGUACCACCGUCACCGCUGCCGUGCUAGCAAACCGUCUGGGCCUCAGCUGGAGAACCCGAACCGGUGAACAGAAAGCAAACUACUACGGUUCGUUGACGCAGUCUUCCACGGUGGACCUGGGAGGGGGGCAGCACGCACCCCUGAACAGCCUGCUGCCCAUGGUCCACCCCAACGAUCUGCUGUUGGACGGCUGGGACAUCUCGUCCGCCCCACUCUCCGAGGCUAUGGAGCGAGCACAGGUGCUGGACCCGGCUCUCCAAGAGCAACUGAAGCCGCACAUGGCGGGAAUGAGGCCCCGUCCGGCGCUAUAUGAUCCGGAGUUUAUCGCAGCCAAUCAGGCCGACCGGGCUGACAACGUCAUCAAGGGAACCCUUCAGCAGCAGGUGGACCAACUCCGGGCGGACAUACGUCACUUCCGGUCCACUUCCGGCGCCGAUCGAGUCAUCGUUCUCUGGACUGCCAACACCGAACGGUUCGCUGAAAUUCGUGCCGGUCUCAACAAUACGGAAGAGGAGCUACUGGAGGCCAUCGCAAAUGCUGGGGAUAUCAGUAAAGGAGAAGGCGUCAGCGGGGGUGUGGUAAAUGGUGGCGUAGAAAAUGGUGAUGUGCCUAACGACAUCGAUGAAACCAUCGUCAGCAACGUAGGCAGCAGCGUAGGCAGCAACAGUGAUAAUGUUAUUGGUGGCAUCACCAAUGGGUUUGGAAAUGGUGACGCGAAGAACGGCAGCAACGGGGCAAGCAACGGCAUCACCACCAACAACACCAGUAGCAGCAGCAGCGGCAGAGGAGGGGGUCUUCUUGCGCCCAGCACCUUGUACGGUGUCGCCGCCAUGCUGGAAGGAUGUGCGUUCAUUAACGGUUCUCCACAAAACAGCCUGGUACCCGGGCUUAGACAAAUGGCAGAGCGAAGAGGGCUCUUCCUGGCCGGAGACGACUUCAAGUCCGGACAGACUAAGGUGAAGUCCGUUCUGGUGGAUUUUCUCGUAUCAGCUGGCAUCAAGCCAGUCUCCAUCGUCAGCUACAACCACCUGGGGAAUAACGACGGGCGUAACCUCUCCGCCCCGCAGCAGUUUAGGAGCAAGGAGAUCUCCAAGUCGGGCGUCGUUGAAGACAUGGUCGCCUCCAAUACCAUCCUGUAUCCCGACGGUCGGGGGCCGGAUCACUGCAUUGUCAUUCAAUAUGUGCCUUAUGUGGGCGACUCAAAACGCGCGAUGGACGAGUACACGUCAGAGAUUAUGUGCGGCGGACACAACACCAUGGUGCUCCACAACACGUGUGAAGACUCCCUGCUGGCUGCACCACUGAUACUGGAUCUGGUCAUCCUUACCGAGCUGUUCCAGAGGGUCCAAUUCAGAUGCGGCGCGGAGGAGGAAUUCCACGGCCUUCACAGCGUGCUGUCCAUUCUCGGCUACCUACUGAAGGCGCCGGCUGUGCCCCCCGGCGCCCCCGUUAUAAACGCUCUCUCCAAACAGCGUGCUGCCAUCGAGAACAUUCUACGCGCGUGCGUAGGUCUACAGCCAGUUAGUGACAUAGGCUUGGAGUUUAAACUCCCUGAGAGCUACCGUGAAGCGUGGCGACAGCGUGGCGUGGCCACGGAGGUGGCGGGUGGUCACGUGACCGGCGACCGAGUCGUGAAGCAAAUGACGUCAGAAGGGGUGCAGAAUGGUACUGGAAAUGUACAGGGCAUGAAUGGACGUGGCUAGAUGGAGGAGUGUAGAUUUGUCACGUAACCAGAACGUGACUGAGCGAGAAAUGAACCGAGGCAGUGCCGAUUGGGCACGUGAUCGCCGAGAAAAGCCUUAGGGGCUGCGCCGGUGUUAUUGUGAGACUAGUGCUAGGUUCCACUAUAGGCUAAUAGGUGGCGCUGAUGUAGUUAUAGGUGUCGCUAGGGAUGUGUAAUUGUACUGAGAAUAUCGGUUUACCUGCGGACCACCCUGUAUAAUAAACAACAUCGAAUACACAUAAAACGCUACUACCUCUUGAUCUUCAAACACUCUUCCAACAUAAUAUUACCUAUACUUUGCCUCUAUAUGAAUACUAAAAGCUGGUUAAAACUAGAAUGGUUUCCCGUCGCUUUUACGAAUGUUCAGUGAGCCGGGAUGGGUAGCCACUAGCCACAUUCGAUCAUUCAAUAAGUGUUACAUGGCAAAAGACGCAAUUCAAAAAAAAUGUAUUAGCGGGCAAACAUAAGAGGUGAAUGCACAUCUACACGCGACGCAACAAGCACACUUAAUAGUCUUCUAAAACAUUUAUCUUUUUAUCGUUCGAACAAUCGUUGACAAAUAGUUGCACGUUGGUAGCUGACUAUAAGCUAGUUGUAGCCCUUGAAGCUACACCAUGAUUAUUCAUAGCACCAGCGUCUUUUGAUGACAGGUUAACAAUAUUUUCAAAACGGUGUUGUAAAUAUCAGCUUUGGUAGGGACACAAAGACGCAUCUUCCUACUCACAACAUUAUCAUAUGGCGCACCGAAUGCUAUACUGUCAGUUUCGUUUGUGUCAUAGCAUGGUCUCGUGCCUGUAGAGCUUAGCGAUCAUGUUGCUAACAAGUAAUGGACAUCUCAGACCAAUAACACACAGAAAACCCAGGACAUAGUGGCCUGUUAGAAUGACCUUAUCCUUAUCUAGCAGCUAACUAAGUCGAUUUUUCAUCUAACUAGAUAGUAAUUAGUGAUCGUUAUGCGCUCUAACCGCUAGGAAGCGGAAAUAUUACCAAUAUCACAAUUACACAGCAAACAGUCGCAACAGUGCCAGUGACAACGCUACGACAGUCACAUUCGGGCUGUACUAGCGCACACGAUUCAACGGCUGAUUGGACCAAUGGGCGGUAACAUCAGCCAACUGUUUGGACCAAUCAGCGUUCACAUCAGCCCAGAACGGACCAAUCAGCGUUCACAUCAGCCCAGUACCGACCAAUCAGCGUUCACAUCAGCCUAGUACGGACCAAUCAGUGCCGAGGCCGGACCCAUCAGGGCCAAUGAGUGCCGAAUGACUGGCCCUGUCAGGGUUAUUUUGUGCCGAGCCCAGCCUAGUUUGGACCGAUGCAAUUGGUGCAACCAGCCUAGUGCCUAAAAAUGGCUAACAUUUUAAAUUUCAGACAGUGACGUGUCUUACCCUAUACCUACGUCAUACGAAACGAAUCAUAUGAUGACAAUUACUGGUAAAUCAAGAGACGAAAGAUGAAUGUGGGGUACAUAUGUUUCGCUACUUUCAAGUGUAAUCUUGUAGUGCCACCUAUUUCUAUUUCAAAUACAGAUCAAUCAGAUGUUUAUACAAA
Messenger RNA from Amphibalanus amphitrite, 3583 nucleotides. RefSeq names its product inositol-3-phosphate synthase 1-like. Bases 111 to 2012 code for a protein of 633 amino acids. Gene Ontology annotation, cellular component: cytoplasm. NCBI's taxonomy places the organism in Eukaryota, Metazoa, Arthropoda, Thecostraca, Balanomorpha, Balanidae. Gene Ontology annotation, biological process: phospholipid biosynthetic process; inositol biosynthetic process. The transcript has 10 exons. The record is from RefSeq and is a predicted model, not a curated record. Gene Ontology annotation, molecular function: inositol-3-phosphate synthase activity.